Molecule: messenger RNA, 1111 nt
Organism: Diachasmimorpha longicaudata
Lineage: Eukaryota; Metazoa; Arthropoda; Insecta; Hymenoptera; Braconidae
Product: 1,5-anhydro-D-fructose reductase-like
Exons: 6
Coding region: 162-1109 (315 amino acids)
Cellular component (GO): cytosol
Molecular function (GO): aldose reductase (NADPH) activity
Source: RefSeq, a predicted model, not a curated record
GGUGGCAACAUUGAGGUUAACUUGAAAAAUUAGACCAAAUAUUAUUAUAUUCCCGAGAGUCCCCCCUGUCUAGCAGUGGGGGAAGUGUCGGGCAAUAGUUGGCGACUGGCAGUCGUCAAAAUAACUGUGUAUCAUUAACACAAACAAUCGGAAUAUCAACAAUGUUUGCACCUGUUGUUCCUAGAGUCGAGUUCUCAAAUGGGUACUCUAUGCCCAUGUUUGGACUCGGUACUUAUUUGUCAGUCUCUGGUGAAGUUGAAAAGGCUGUGAAGUACGCAAUCGAUAUUGGAUAUCGCCACAUCGACACGGCAUUUUACUACAAAAAUGAGAAAGAAGUUGGUGAUGCCAUCAGAGAGAAGAUCAAGGACAAUACUGUCAAAAGGGAGGAUAUAUUUGUGACAACUAAAUUAUGGAAUACAGCCCAUGCUGAGGAUAAAGUUGUGUCAGCGUGCAGGAAGUCGUUGGAGAAUUUGGGACUUGAGUACAUGGAUUUGUACCUGAUUCACUGGCCCAUUGCAUUUCAAGAUAAUGAAGACCUGAUGCCCGUGGAUUCGACGGGUCUCCUAAUGUUCUCAGACACUGAUUACCUGGAGACAUGGAAGGGCAUGGAGGAAUGUGUUCGACAAGGUCUGACCCGCAGUAUUGGCGUCAGCAAUUUCAAUUCUCACCAAAUCACGCGAAUUAUGGAAAUGGCGACAAUUAAACCAGUGAAUAACCAGGUCGAAGUGACUGUUAAUCUUAAUCAAGUCCCGUUGAUUGAGUUUUGUAAAAAAUACGGAAUCACAGUCACUGGCUACUCACCCCUGGGAAGACCUGGGAAUCGUCGAGGUGUUGCUAAUUCCCUGGACAGCUCCGAAAUAUUGGCCAUUUCUGAGAAGUACAAGAAGACGCCGGCUCAAAUCGCCUGCAGAUAUGUCUAUCAACAAGGUGCAGCACCGAUUCCCAAAUCUGUGACACCAUCGCGUAUCAAAGAAAAUAUCGAUAUUUUCGAUUUUGAACUGACAUCAGAGGAGAUGAAGACCAUUGAGAUGGCAGGUUCUGGUGUCCGCAUGGGAUCUUUUCCCGACGCUAAAGAUCAUCGAUAUUACCCCUUUGCGAUACCGUUUUAAAA